Messenger RNA from Anopheles stephensi (Asian malaria mosquito), 2256 nucleotides. Its product is annotated as SET and MYND domain-containing protein DDB_G0284059-like. The record is from RefSeq and is a predicted model, not a curated record. Lineage: Eukaryota; Metazoa; Arthropoda; Insecta; Diptera; Culicidae. Gene Ontology annotation, molecular function: protein binding. Bases 143 to 2098 code for a protein of 651 amino acids. The transcript is spliced from 4 exons.
AGAACAGUAUUGUCCCGCGGACCACAUUCAGCGGGUGACGUUUCGUGACUUAGGGAUUAGAGCAAUAGGCGAUCACCGCAGUUGAUCGUCGCUGUCCACGUUCUAUCACAGUGCACACCCACAGCCCUCCGAGCAGGACAGGAUGGAAAUUUAUCACAAAGAUGGAACAUUUCCUAGGUAUUGCGAAGCGGUACGGAAAUCGCUCGAUCCCAACAAGUUCAAAGAGUUCGCCCAGCUCACUAGCAACGAGGAACGGUUCCGGUUUGUCAGUGGGUUACGUUCGAUCGUGGACGAGCUGCAGCUGAAGCGAGAAUACAAUGGAAAGGGUAUGGAGCAGGCCGUUGCGCUGAAAACGCUCGGCAAUAAGGCGUUUCAGGCGGAACGAUGGAAUGAGGCUCUCGUGUUCUACAACAAGUGCUAUCUGUCCACCCCGAAGGAAAAUGUACAAGAAAAAUCAAUCAUACUGGCCAACAGGAGCGCCGCCUUGUAUCAUCUGGAAAAGUAUGACCUCGCGCUCAGGGAUAUCCAGCGUGCGUUGGCCCAUCAGUAUCCCAAACAGAUGAUGUACAAGCUAACGGAACGGAAGGCACGCUGCUAUCUGGCAAAGAAGGACUAUGAGGCCGCGCUCGAAUGUUUCAAAGCAACGGUCACCGCACUGGACGAUUCAAAUCUGCCCCUGGAACGUAGGCAAAAGCUGGAACGUGACGCACAGAUCAUGAUCAACGUGCUGCCCAAAAACGUCGAGACGGAAAGGAAGCACAAGAAAAAGGCAUCGGCCAAAGCUAGUGCGGCCCAACCCGUACCGAAAGUGCCGGAUCAUUUCGUGGACCAAGCGCUGUGGUUCGACGAAACGCAGGAUGAGGGUCGUUUCGCGCGUACCAGCGCCGACCUGAAACCGAACACGAUUCUGCUGCUGGAGCGUCCGCACGUGUCGGCUUUGCUGGAGGACUACAGUUUGGAUCACUGCACGCACUGCUUCAAGCGUGUCUCGGUACCGAUCGCAUGCCCGCUGUGUGCCGACGUAGUGUUCUGUUCCGACGAGUGUGAGGCGAAGGCGAACGCUACCUACCACCGGUACGAGUGCGGUUUCCUCCCAAUUCUGUGGGGUUCGGGUGCGUCCAUCACGUGCCACAUGGCGCUGCGCAUGAUCACGCAAAAGUCGGAGGAAUAUUUCAUGAAGAUGAAGCCGGAACUAGCCGGGCUGACUAAUGAGCAGAUCGAUAAAUUGCCGGUCGAUGACUACCGCAAGGUGUACAAGCUAGUCACCCAUGAGUCAACACGAUCGCCAGAGGACUUUUUCCAGCGAACGCUGAUGGCGACGCUGCUGAACGUGUGUCUCACGCUGGGCGGGUAUGGCAACUGUCCGCAGGAGCAAGCAUUCAUCGGAGGGCUGCUGGUGCACAAUCUGCAACUGUUGCAGUUCAACGCGCACGAGGUGUCGGAGAUGAUACGCGAAACACCGGACGAUAUUGGCAAGUCUACGUUCAUCGGCGGUGCACUUUAUCCUACGCUGGCCCUGUUCAACCAUUCGUGUGACCCGGGCGUUACCCGCUACUAUCGGGGCAAUCAGGUGUGUGUGCGCACGGUCAAAAACAUCCCAGCAAGCGCGAUGGUGGCCGAAAACUAUGGCCCCCUGUUUACGCAGGUGCGACGCGAUGAGCGCCGUGCCACGCUGCUGAAUCAGUACCGGUUCACGUGCCAGUGUGUGCCGUGCACGGAGAAUUGGCCACUGUUUACCGAGAUGGACCCGAACAUUAUCCGGUUCCGGUGUGACGGUGGCAAGAUUUGCUCGAACGUGCUGAUCAUACCGGCCGAAGUGAACGAUUUCAUGGUCCAGUGUACCGAGUGUGGUGAGCAUACCAACAUUAUGAAGGGACUAAAAUCGCUGCAGGACACGGAUAUGCUGUUCAAAUCGGCCACCCGGCUCCAUUCGGCUGGCGAGUACGAAGCAGCGCUACGGAAGUAUGUCGAAAUGAUGGAAACGAUGAGUGAGGUGUUGGUUCCACCUUACCGGGACUAUCAUCUCUGCCAGCAGGGGCUGCGUGCCUGCAUGCUGGAGUUUGGUAACCGUCACACCAAAACGGUGGCAAAAAAGUGAAGACAAGCUGGCGCUCUGCGCUAGGGAAGACAAUUUGCUGCACGCAUUGAAUUGCGGCUUGAUUAAGAUGCACCCAGGUGAUGCUUGCUUUGUAACGUUGUACAUUUUUAAACAUUUUACCAUUACCUGAUUGCAAUAAACACUUUUUUGGAUUUAAC